GGAAAACGGGCGCCAUUACCCGGCAUAUUCAAAACGGGACGUGUCUUUCUUCGUCCCUGUGUAAACUGAAGCAAAGAAAUGGAAGAGGAACAACUGACAGCCCCCCCCUCAACAGAAACACAUCCUAUAAUCCAGUGUAUAUGUCAAGAUGAUCUUGAGGAGCUCCAAAAAUUACUGAAGGACAAUUAUAUUAAUGAGGUUUACCCCUGUACAGAGUGUAAUGAUUAUAUAACCCCACUGAUUGCUGCUGUUGUAAAUCACAACACAGAUAUAUGUAUGUACCUACUGCAUCAGGGUACAGACCCAAAUAUACUUUCUCAACUUUGUUGGACACCUUUGCAUUCUGUCUCACUAUCCAAAGCACCACUUUUUUUUGUGUCUCUAUUGCUUGAGGCAAAAGCUAGUCCAAAUAGUUGGAGUUCUACUCCAGUGCAACAACAGAAAUUCACACCACUGCAAAUUGCUGCCAUUGAAGGCAGGGAGGAUGUCAUGAAAAUGCUCAUCUCUGCUGGUGCCCUGGUGGCAUUGCUGCCCAUGAAUGAUCCUCAAUGUCUUAUUCACAAUAAAAAAAUAUCUCAGAUGAUUAAUGACUUUGCAUCAGAUGGAGAUAAAGUGUGUUCCCAAGACAAACAUUUUAUAGAUAUUAAAAUUGCCCUUGGUGAAAAAACACCCGAAGAAGUGCUCAGUAUUUUCAGCAGUCACAUGCUGUUGGAGGAGCCACAGUGCCAUCUGGCCUUGAUUGAAAUGCUCUUUACUCUUAAAAGACCAGAUUCAGUUAAAUACAGACAGGGAUGUAUUAAAUGGCUGAAGGAAACUGAAAAUGUGAACACCUACAUUGCAGGUGCAACCAGUCGCUUUCCAAACAUUCCUAAGACACAUGUAAGGAGGGCACUUGAUAGUUUAAAUGCAGUUUUCUGCACGAUGGAUGACAUAUCAAAUGAGCAAGCACUGGAUGUAGUUCCCCACCUACUGGAACAGCUUAGCUUAAAAGAGAGACCUGAUGUCUAUAAAGUAGUGCUACAAACACUGUAUGUGAUAACACAGAAAACAAAAGGCACAAAGGACUGGCACUUCAACUUUUUGGAGAAGUUAUGCAAAACCAUUGCUCUUUUUGUAAAUGAGAAGCUCCCCACUAACAUCAGAGUCUACACAUACGGCAUAUUUGCCAACCUGAUAUUAGUUGAACAAGCAGCUAACAUUUUUACAUCAGUGGGCAUAACUUCAGUGCCUGAAGACAUACUGAUAUCUGCUGAUAUGAAGAUGAAUGACAAGCUGAAAGAAGUGCUGAGAUGUCUCAAAAAUUAUUUGACCCAACCAAACUCAGAAUGUGAAGGACAUACAGCCUCACCUGGAGCCGGGGAAAAAAAAGAAAGGCAAGAAGACCCAAACGAUCAAGUUUGCUCUGCAGAAACUAAUCCAACAACAGUUCCUGUUCCAGAAACAGCUUCAGAUUUAAAGCCUUUUGACUACAACACCUAUGAAAAAGCACAACAACAAAACUGGUUUCCAGUCAGCAAGAGGUGGAAGGAGAAACUGGAGAAGCUCAGCACAGACAAAAGCAAAAUAUCCAGAAUCGGAAGCAUUAUGUAUGUGAAUGAUGCAGAAUUCCGUAUAGCGAAGGGAAGCGAUGGCACUGAAGUCUUCUUGGGGCUGAGAGAUGACGGCACAGAAGUCGCCAUUAAGAGAAUGCUUAAAAGCAACUAUGAAGUGCUGAAGAAUGAGGAAGUAAUUCUACGACAUCCAGAGCUCGAUCUUCCUUAUAUUGUACGAUAUGUUGAUGCUGCGGAGGACGAGAACUUUGGAUAUCUUUGUCUGCAACUUUGUGAAUACACCUUGGAAGAAUAUAUCAGAAAUAAUGACUGUCACCCACUGAUGUUAAAGAAACUUGUUAAACAAGUUCUUGAAAGCCUGAAGGUGCUUCACUGUGGAAAUCCUAAAAUUCUCCACCGAGAUCUCAAACCACAGAACGUUUUGAUUGAUGUUACUGGGAGGGCGAGAUUAGCUGAUUUUGGCAUAAGCAGACAUUUACUCAAAGGCCAAACAACUUUACGUACAGGCAGUGCAGGAACCAAAUGCUGGAUGGCUCGAGAGACUUUGGCAGAAGAAUCUGUCAUAUCAUACAAGUCAAGCAGUGAUAUACAGGUGGCAGGAAUGGUGGUUUAUUACAUCCUCUCUGGAGGCCACCAUCCGUUUGGCGAAAUAAUCUGUAAACGUGAUUCCAACAUUUACGAUGGGAAGUACAGUUUGGAUCAUGUCCCAGAUGUGGUGGCAAAGGAUCUCAUCGAGUGGAUGAUCAACAACGAACCAAAGGACAGACCCAAAGUAGAAGAAUGCUUAAGCCAUCCGUUCUUCUGGACUUCUGAAAAGCAAUUUGAAUACCUGAGAAAGAUAGGUAACAGAGAGGAGGCAGCAAACUGUCGAAAGGCUGAUAAGGAGCUGAUUGGUUCACUAGAAACAUGUGCUGUGGAUAGAUCCUUUAAACAGUGGAAAAAUAAGUUUCCACAAGAGCUGCUUCAGAAGGUGGACAGCAAAAAAAAGCCCUACCCUGAAAACACUCUGGGAUUAUUGCGCUUUAUACGCAAUCUCCAUGAGCAUUAUGCCAAGGACGCAGCCCAAAUUGAUGUAUUGGCUUUAUUUCCUGAUCUCUUCGGAUGUAUUUACAAAUUUGCCAAGAUACACAGCUGGAAUUCAGAGACACCCUUGAGGGAAAUGUUUCAAACAGAAGACAGCGAAGACAUAAGCACCACCUUUGCAGCAACUUCCGCCAGUACCAAGGCGAUUCUUGGCAUCCCAGUUCAAGACUCUCAGAAUAAUGAUUUGAAAUGAAGUUGAAUACUGUACAAUUAUGAAGCAAGAUCUG
Messenger RNA from Archocentrus centrarchus (flier cichlid), 2860 nucleotides. RefSeq names its product serine/threonine-protein kinase/endoribonuclease IRE1a-like. The record is from RefSeq and is a predicted model, not a curated record. The transcript has 7 exons. NCBI's taxonomy places the organism in Eukaryota, Metazoa, Chordata, Actinopteri, Cichliformes, Cichlidae. The coding region runs from base 79 to 2826 and encodes 915 amino acids. Gene Ontology annotation, cellular component: IRE1-TRAF2-ASK1 complex. Gene Ontology annotation, biological process: protein phosphorylation; IRE1-mediated unfolded protein response; intrinsic apoptotic signaling pathway in response to endoplasmic reticulum stress. Gene Ontology annotation, molecular function: protein serine/threonine kinase activity; ATP binding; RNA endonuclease activity.